Ylistrum balloti is the source of this 1908-nucleotide messenger RNA. RefSeq names its product mucin-19-like. The record is from RefSeq and is a predicted model, not a curated record. The transcript is spliced from 16 exons. NCBI's taxonomy places the organism in Eukaryota, Metazoa, Mollusca, Bivalvia, Pectinida, Pectinidae. The coding region runs from base 1 to 1908 and encodes 635 amino acids.
AUGGCAAAGGCAAGAGGUACAACAGCAGUUCAUUUGGACUGCUUUGGGCAUCGAUGUGACGCUCAUAGAUCGACAUGCCUUGUUAACACAGACCACGGGUUAACCGGUAGAUGCGAGGAUGAACACAUGUGCAAUGACCAUUCUUCAUGCACUGCUAGCACCAGUCAUGAGCAUGGACAUCAUCACGAAUGUUGUUGUAAAAGCCAAAUUUGCAUAAACAACUUAAAACUUGCCGUGGCUUCACGUCCACAUUUGACCUGCUUUGGACAUCAAUGUGAUUCUGACAAUUCGGCAUGCCUCGUCAACAGAGAGCAUGAAUUUACAGGUAGAUGUGAAGCUACAGAGCACUGUCAGCAUCAUUCAGAGUGCACUGCAAGUCUUGAACACGUACAUGGGCAUAACCACGAAUGUUGCUGCACGGAUCAGCAAUGUGUCGAUAAUUUCAGCAAAGGAGCAAUGGUCAUUACCAAGAGGAUGCCAGCAGAGUCACACAUCAAAAACAUGACAAAUGUUCUUCUCUCGGUUAUUUCAAAGAAUGUUGCUAUACCUUAUUGUAAACUUAAUCAGGAAGGUCAUCAUCUGGUUGGAGAAUGUAUUGAAGAACGGCAAUGCCAUGAUCACCAUCGUAAAAUAUGUACCAAUGCACACGACAUGCACGGCCAUGAAGGAUGCUGCUGCCAAACCGAAACUUGUAUAUCGACUGUAACAGGUGUUUCCACCACGCACAGCAAUGCCACGUCUGGAAACAAUGGAAUAUAUAUCAAAGAUCUAGCCUGUUCCGGUGUAACGUGUGGUAUCAAUGAGGUGUGCAAAAUAAAACAGAGCCAAGGGGGAGUAGGAUCCGCAUCAUGUAUGUCGAUUAUCCAAUGUGCUACCGAGAAAGUCCAAGAAGCCCAGCAUCCUGAUCAACCACAAAGCCUCUGCUGUGCAACUGCUGCAUGCGUCUCCACCGCUCUCCAGAACAUUGCAGGAGGUGCUCCAGCAAUGACGAAAACAACUGCUGGGCUGCCAUCUGCGCCUGUAACAGAUGCACCAGCCGUAAUGAAAACAACUGUUGGGCAGACAUCCGCACCUGCAACAGAUGCACCAGCCGUGAUGAAAACAACUGUUGGGCAGCCACCCGCACCUGUAACAGAUGCACCAGCCGUGAUGAAAACAACUGUUGGGCAGCCACCCGCACCUGUAACAGAUGCACCAGCCGUGAUGAAAACAACUGUUGGGCAGCCACCCGCACCUGCAACGGAUGCACCAGCCGUGAUGAAAACAACUGUUGGGCAGCCACCAGCACCUGUAACAGAUGCACCAGCCGUGAUGAAAACAACUGUUGGGCAGCCACCAGCACCUGCAACAGAUGCACCAGCCGUGAUGAAAACAACUGUUGGGCAGCCACCCGCACCUGCAACAGAUGCACCAGCCAUGAUGAAAACAACUGUUGGGCAGCCACCAGCACCUGUAACAGAUGCACCAGCCGUGAUGAAAACAACUGUUGGGCAGCCACCCGCACCUGCAACAGAUGCACCAGCCGUGAUGAAAACAACUGUUGGGCAGCCACCAGCACCUGUAACAGAUGCACCAGCCGUGAUGAAAACAACUGUUGGGCAGCCACCCGCACCUGUAACAGGUUGUCCUCCGUUUUCUCUUUCUUGUCCAUCAAGCUGCUCCACAGUCGAUGUAAACUUGUGUCCUUUUUGUGAUCGGAGUUCAAUUGGUUGUCGUGACAUCAAACCGUCCACAACGAUAGCACCUGUAGUCACAACAACGCCGAAAGUAUGUGCCGAUGCUGACCCCGACAACUGUGCACGAAUGCAAGGGGCAUUAUGUCCAACAUCAGAUCCUAAUCUCCAUCAUAUGGCUGUAGUUACCUGUCCGAAAACAUGUAACCUUUGUGACGAGUUCUUGUUGGUAUAA